This is a messenger RNA of Trachemys scripta elegans, 6145 nucleotides long. It is a transcript of the gene TANC1, whose product is annotated as tetratricopeptide repeat, ankyrin repeat and coiled-coil containing 1. The record is from RefSeq and is a predicted model, not a curated record. Lineage: Eukaryota; Metazoa; Chordata; Testudines; Emydidae. Gene Ontology annotation, molecular function: protein binding. Gene Ontology annotation, biological process: regulation of postsynapse organization. The transcript is spliced from 26 exons. The coding region runs from base 516 to 6104 and encodes 1862 amino acids. Gene Ontology annotation, cellular component: glutamatergic synapse.
ACAGCUGUCGACUCAACUCCUCCCAUGAGGAAGCUACUGAUGAGAGGAAAGAUUUUUUUUGUGAUCAAACGUAUUUCUGUACCGAGAGACAAGUAAAGAACCUUCACAAUCAAGCUACAGCUAAAAAUAUCUGGAUCUUGAGCUUCCCUGUGGAAAAGCAGGACCUAAAUCCAAUUGACUUUAUUCUUAAUAGAAUCCCAAAGCUCCUUGACUUAGAUACAGAGGACUAUCACAUUAUUCAGCGAUACCUCAGGAUCCUGACCAGGCACACAUCACAGAACACUGGACUUGUAAGUCUCCUGGUUUCUUGUUUUAGAUUUCAGACACAAAGAAUCGUAAAGGCUGCCAGAUCCAAGAAAGACAUCUCCUUUGAGGGACAGAAAAUCUCCUUUUUUCCAGAGAUAGGCCCAAUCACAAAAACAAAAAGGAGGGAAUGGAAUGUGAUCAACAAGGAUUCUCUACAGGAAGGAAGAGAAGCUGAUGUACUGUAUCCAGCCAUACGGAGCAGUAUUAAAAUGUUAAAAGCGGUAUUAAAAAAGAGCCGAGACGGUGCAAAGGGGAGCAAGAAAGAAUCAGCAGGUGACUCCUGCCCAGAGAAUGUACUGCACAUUAUUGCGACAUCUGGCUACAGUGCAGAUUCUCCCAUUGGUAAUCAGCCUGUACCUGAGGAUAUGUAUAGACUAAACUUGGCUAAAGGAGUCUCAAUGUCUUUGCCAUCAUCACCUUUGCUGCCACGCCAGUCUUACUUGAUGCAAACAAGAUCAAACAAAAAAUCCCCAGGUCCGAUCAGGAAGCCCAAGUACGUGGAAAGUCCCAGAGUGCCAGGAGAUGCGGUGGUUGUUCCAUCGAGAAAAGUAUCAGAGCCAACAGAACCCAAUCAAAAUGAAGGAAAGCCUGAUAAAGAAUCAAACUGUUCACCUGCAGCACAAGAACUGAUGACAAGAUUGGGAUUUUUACUGGGAGAAGGGAUCCCAACCUCUGGACACAUAACUGUAGAAGAAAAAAAUGAAACCAUGUGCACAGUAACCAGUCAAGGAGUCAGCCCCUGCUCUACACUAACAAGCAGCACUACGUCACCCAGCACUGAUAGUCCCUGCUCAACUCUGAAUAGCUGUAUUGGCAAAACAGCAGCUAAUAAAAGUAGUCCCUGUGGGACCAUUAGCAGCCCUAGCUCCACACUGGAAAGCAAGGACAGUGGAAUUAUAGCAACCAUAACAAGUUCAUCUGAAAAUGAUGAUCGCAGCGGAUCCAGUUUGGAAUGGAGUAAGGAUGGGAGUCUCAGGGCUGGUGUACAUCAAGGAAUUAUUCACGAUCGAAAGGCAGAUAAUUGUUCACCAGUUGCAGAAGAGGAAACAGUUGGGUCUGCAGAGAGUUUGUCUAAAGAGGAAGUAUGUACUGGAGAUGGGCCUGUUCCCUAUACACCAAGUUCUAGCUCUUUAAUAAUGCCUCGUCCCAACUCUGUGGCAGCAACAAGUUCAACCAAGUUAGAAGAUUUGAGCUAUUUAGACGGACAAAGGAAUACUCCAUUACGCACCUCAAUUCGCUUGCCUUGGCAUAACACUGCAGGAGGAAGAGUACAACAAGAAAUUAAAGCACGUUUUGCCCCCUAUAAGCCUCAAGACAUUUUGCUAAAGCCACUAUUGUUUGAAGUGCCAAGCAUAACAACAGACUCUGUGUUUGUCGGGAGAGACUGGCUGUUUCAAAUGAUCGAAGAAACCUUGAAGAAUCCGGAGCUGGAAGAAAACAGGGGAGCAGUUAUUAUUGGAAAUGUGGGAUUUGGAAAGACUGCUAUUAUUUCAAAGCUGGUGGCACUUAGCUGCCAUGGAAGUCGCAUGAGGCAAAUUGCUUCAAACAGCCCUAAUUCAUCCCCCCAAAGCAGUGACCCCUGUCAAGAGAUUCCCCUCAUUAAAUUACCAUCACCUGCUCCUACCACAAAUAGUAAUAAUACAAUGAAGAUUCUGAGUUGUCCUGGUACUCCUGAACAUCAAAAUCAAAUGGACAAAUCUGUGAGAUGUCUUGCUUCAAAGGUUGUUGCUUACCACUAUUGCCAAGCUGACAACACAUAUACGUGUCUUGUCCCAGAAUUUGUGCACAGUAUUGCAGCUUUACUUUGCCGGUCACAUCAGUUAACAGCAUAUAGAGAUCUUCUGAUAAAAGAGCCUCAUCUACAAAGUAUGCUUAGCCUUAGGUCCUGUGUCCAAGAUCCAGUAGCAGCUUUUAGAAGAGGAGUGUUGGAACCACUUGCAAACCUCAGGAAAGAGCAGAGAAUUCCAGAGGAAGAAUACAUCAUUUUGAUAGAUGGUUUAAAUGAGGCUGAAUUCCAUAAACCUGAUUAUGGUGACACACUUUCUUCAUUUAUCACAAACAUUAUCUCUAAAUUUCCUUCCUGGUUGAAGCUGAUUGUGACUGUAAGAACUAACUUUCAGGAAAAUACGAGUUCACUACCCUUUUUCAAAAUAUCCCUAGAUGACUUCCCAGAUAACAAAGAAAUCCAUGGUGACUUGAAUUCAUAUAUUCAGUACAGGAUCAAUAGCAGUCAGGAAAUUAUAAACAAUAUAUCUUUAAAUGGGAAAGCUGAUGCAGCCAUAAUCGGGAAAGUGAGUAACCACCUGAUCAUGAAGAGCUUGGGAUCUUACCUCUAUUUGAAACUGACACUGGAUCUUUUUCAGAAAGGUCACUUGGUGAUAAAAAGUGCAAGCUACAAGGUAGUUCCUGUGUCUCUAUCAGAACUUUAUUUGCUACAGUGCAACAUGAAGUUCAUGACCAACUCUGCUUUUGAGAGAGCACUGCCAGUGUUAAAUGUGGCACUAGCAUCCCUUCAUCCCAUGACAGAUGACCAGAUUUUCCAAGCUAUUAAUGCUGGUCAAGUAAAUGGUGAACAGGACUUGGAAGACUUCCAACAGAGGAUGGAGGCGCUUUCAUGCUUUCUGAUAAAAAGGCGUGACAAAACACGUAUGUUCUGCCAUCCUUCCUUCAGGGAAUGGCUUGUUUGGAGAGCGGAUGGUGAAAAUACGAACUUCUUAUGUGAGCCAAGGAAUGGGCAUGCUCUACUGGCAUUCAUGUUUUCUCGGCAAGAGGGAAAAUUAAACCGUCAGCAAACGAUGGAACUUGGUCAUCACAUUCUUAAAGCACACAUUUUCAAGGGUCUCAGUAAAAAAACUGGAAUUUCUUCCAGUCACCUUCAAUCCCUGUGGAUUGGAUAUAGCACAGAUGGAUUGUCAGCUGCCCUUGCUUCUCUGAGAAACCUCUAUACACCUAACGUGAAGGUGAGUCGUCUGCUGAUCUUGGGGGGAGCAAAUGUGAAUUACAGGACUGAAGUUCUAAAUAACGCUCCAAUACUGUGUGUUGAGUCUCACCUUGGACAUGAAGAAAUGGUCACUCUUCUGGUGGAAUUUGGAGCUGCUCUUGAUGGGACAUCUGAAAAUGGAAUGACCCCACUUAGCUAUGCAGCUGCUGCAGGUCACAUGAACUUGGUUUCACUGCUCUGCAAAAAGGGUGCAAGGGCUGACUACCUGGACAAAAAAGGCCAAUGUGCUUUGGUCCAUAGUGCAUUAAGGGGACACUGCGAUAUCCUUGAUUAUUUGCUCAGCAUUGACUGGACAGCUCCUUCCCAUGAACAAAUUUCACUGAAAAAAUGUCAUGCACUUCAGCAGGCAUUGACAGCAGCUUCCAGUAUGGGACACAGUCAGGUGGUUCGUUACCUCUUUGGGGUUGAAAAGGAACAUGAAAUAGACAUUAAUAACACUGAUGCUUUGUGGGGAGAAACAGCCCUGACAGCUGCUGCAGGAAGAGGGAAAUUGGAAGUAUGUGAGUUACUGCUUGAACAUGGAGCUGUUGUGACAAGAGCCAACAGGAGGGGAAUCCCUCCACUUUUCUGUGCAGUGCGGCAGGGACAUUGGCAGAUUGCUAAAAUUCUGUUAGAUCACGGAUCUGAUGUGAAUUUAAGUGACAAGCAAGGCAGGACACCACUUAUGGUGGCUUCUUGUGAAGGACACUUGAGCACUGUGGAAUUUCUACUUUCCAAAGGUGCAGCCAUUUCAUCCCUGGAUAAAGAGGGGCUGACGGCACUGAGCUGGGCCUGCCUAAAGGGCCAUAGGGGAGUGGUUCAAUAUUUGGUUGAAAAAGGUGCAACAAUAGAUCAGAUGGACAAGAAUGGACGAACACCCUUGGAUCUGGCAGCUUUUUAUGGAGAUUCUGAUAUUGUGCAGUAUUUAGUAGAGAAGGGUGCAGUGAUUGAACACGUAGACUACAGUGGAAUGCGUCCAUUAGACAGAGCAAUUGGAUGUCGAAAUACGUCGGUAGUGGUCACGCUACUUAGAAAAGGCGCCAAAUUAGGAAAUGCAGCGUGGGCAAUGGCCACUUCUAAACCUGAUAUUCUGAUUAUUCUACUGCAGAAGUUGAUGGAAGAAGGAAACAUAAUGUACAAAAAAGGGAAGAUGAAAGAAGCAGCUCAGCGAUAUCAGUAUGCCUUAAGGAAGUUUCCUCGGGAAGGGUUUGGAGAAGAAAUGAAAGCUUUCAAUGAACUAAAAGUUUCCCUGUAUUUAAACCUGUCACGGUGUCGCAGAAAAACAAAUGACUUUGGCAUGGCAGAAGAGUUUGCUACCAAGGCACUUGAUCUGAAACCCAAAUCCUAUGAAGCCUAUUAUGCUAGAGCAAGAGCCAAGAGAAACAGCAGACAGUUUCUUACAGCUCUUGCUGACCUACGUGAAGCCAUAAAAUUGUGCCCCAGUAAUCAAGAAAUCAAAAGGCUCCUAGCUAGGGUAGAAGAGGAGUGCAAACAGUUUCAAAGAACACAGCAACAAAAGCAGCAGUCUCCACAGCCAGCACAGCAGAAUGACUCUGACAAUGAGGAGGUUCUUGUCCAAGGAGUGAAUGAUCAUUUCAAUAUUGAAGAAAGAAAAGAAGAAUUUCCACACCAUGAUGACUCCUUUCCAUCUUCACAGAGGCUGCAGCGUUCCCAGACAGCUUCUCCCUACAGCAGAACCCUUCAAGAAGGCCUUCAGCAGAAAGCCAGACCCAUGUCCCCUCAGAAAAAAAACGGGAGUAAAUAUCUGAGAGAACCAGGGUUGAUCAUGCAACCUACAAAGCAAGCACAGAUUGUGAAAACUAAUCAGCAUUUUAAUUCCAUUCAGCCUGGAUCAAGAACCGGAGCUACACUGUGUAAUGCAAAGACACAGUCUCCUUUUCAGCAUCUUCCCACAAAUGCUAUGCCUGUCCGACACCCUGGAAAUCUAACCAAUAAAAGUCAGCAUUUAGAUGGGCCAAACACUUUAUCAUCUGGAAGCAUUCCCACAGAUUUCAGCUCUGGACUGUACAAUGAAAAGUUAGCAUCCAACCAGUGCCCCCAGCAUAGUGAGUGUGUCUCUUCUCACGCUUUCACAAGCAAGGCCAAAAUCACUGAUAGGCUCAAUGUCCUUGCACCUUCAGUCAUGGAGAAAGCAGCUCCAAUUCAAGGAAUUCAAAUGAAUUGCAGUGAAGCAAGGCAGCAAGCCUCUGUAACUAAUGUCGUCUCUUCUGGCUCUCCAUGUAGCAGCAUGAUCAUUUCCAGUUCAACCAAUAGUUUAACUUCAAGCAGCAGCUUUUCAGAUAGCGUGAAAGGGUUAGGGCCAGAUGUUCGAAUCAAGGAAAAUAAAGUUAGUCAAGUUCAGAGUGGUACGACUGAACACAGACCUCGGAAUACACCAUUUAUGGGGAUCAUGGAUAAGACAGCAAGGUUUCAGCUGCAGAGUAAUCAAACCAAUCGCACUUGGCAUUGUCAGGCAUCUGAAGGAUUACUAACAGAUGCUUCUGGUGGGUUUGUUCAAUCUGUAAACUGUGAGCAAUUCUCUGCCAGACAGACAGGUGGAUACAGUAAUCAGACUAAAACUUCCUCUCCUGCUAUUGCCCUGGGAGAAAAUAUCCAAAAUGGAAUGCAACCUAAAGAACUUGAAGAGCUCAAGUGCCAAAUGUCUGCCCACUGUCAAGAUACCAGGAUGUCUAAAACAGUUCCUCAUUUCUAUCCAGAUGCUAUAUCUGAACAGCAGUCUCAUGUUAAUAAGGAAGGUCAUCUAAGUCCUGUCAGUUCUGCAAAACCAAAGCGAUCUUUCAUAGAGUCUAAUGUAUGAAUAUAUCAUUUUAUAUAAUAAUAAACUGAUUGUAAAACUUA